This is a messenger RNA of Drosophila erecta, 1388 nucleotides long. RefSeq names its product LIM domain transcription factor LMO4-A. Bases 348 to 1073 code for a protein of 241 amino acids. The record is from RefSeq and is a predicted model, not a curated record. The transcript is spliced from 6 exons. Lineage: Eukaryota; Metazoa; Arthropoda; Insecta; Diptera; Drosophilidae.
AAUGAACGAUUAAAAUGUGUAAGUGUGCACGAUGCACCCUAUAUAAUCGCGGAUUGCUUGCUUUCAUAUCUAUGAAUUAGUUUGGUAUGUAAAGUCGUAUACAAGAAAUGGUGUUUGAAACCGAAGCGAUUUUACUGUUCCUCAUGGUGUUGUCGAAGAAAUUUUCGCUAUUAAAUAAUUAAUUGAUGAGUGUAUAUUUGUAUGUGGUUAAUGCGUUGGGUUUAUGGUAGAAACACGGCAAUUAUGGAGUUCCACGACUAAGCUUCAUUUUUGUACAUUUUUAAAGGCUUAAACCAUAAACAGGACCCAUAUGCCUUCUACGACUUAAGUCAUCAACAUUAUUUGCAAUGAAUGCAACGUUCCAUUCAUACAGAGAUAUACUAGCGGCACAUCACCAAGACUCAUCUAGUCCUGAGAACUUCGCCCCCAUAGUAAUCGACUAUAGAAACUCAAACCACACAAAGGACAUUGUGGAGACCAACUCGAAUAUCUCAUCGUCUCAGCUAUCGUUCAUGGACGAAUCUUCAAACGAUUUCAAUAAUCAGCAGUUAAUUCAUUCCAACUCCCUUAUUAAAGUGUGUGGUGGUUGUGGAGAUAAAAUAAGUGAUAGAUAUCUUUUAUACGCUUUGGACAGAUACUGGCACAAUGGCUGCCUUAAAUGUCACUGUUGUGGAGCUAUGCUAGCAGAAGUGGGUUCCAGCUGUUUUACGAGGCGAGGCCUGAUUCUUUGCAAGAAGGACUAUUCCAGCAUGUUCGGGUGCUCCGGAGUUUGUUCUGGUUGCGGGGAAACUAUACCGCCAAGUGAACUGGUAGCGAAAGCACUUACUGGAAUAAAUAAUAUCGAUUUACAAAAUCAACAAAAACAAAUAAUUAAUUGCGUAUUUCAUCUAAGGUGCUUUAGUUGUGCUAAGUGUGGAUCCAGUCUGCGUCCUGGUGAUAGGUAUACUAUGUUAGGAGCUAGCUUGGUGUGUGAGCAAGAUUGGCACAAAUUACUUAAGGGCCCCGCCAACACGAAUGGAACGCUUGGACAAAGGAAAGGAAAGGUCGGAAGGCCCAGAAGAUCAAAGGACUAAUCAAACUUAAUGUCACAUAAAAUAUACAUAUAUUUUAGAACAUAGUUCAUAUUUUUAAAUUACCUAUAAAAAUGUAAUUAAAUCAUAAUAUAAAACAAGACCUUCAUUUAGGUGAGUUCGAUUGGGAAUUACUCAUGCGACUGUGCAUAAAAAAGAAUGGAUAAUAUUAAAUCAUUGCAAAAUGAAAUAAAUUUGAAAACAUAGACAUAAACUACUAUCGAUGACAGUAUGUUGAAAGAUGUUUUUAUUGCAUAAGACCCAAACUAGAUAUCAGUCUUGUCUCAAAGAGCUUAAAGUAAACAAAAUCCACAACUA